Molecule: messenger RNA, 2703 nt
Organism: Ectocarpus siliculosus
Lineage: Eukaryota; Phaeophyceae; Ectocarpales; Ectocarpaceae
Source: the annotation of a GenBank genome assembly
AUGCUCCGCUUCUCAGACGCGUUGAGACUGCGACACAUCAUCUUGCGGUGGACGCUGCUUGCGUCUGCCCUUCUGAGGCCGACCUCCUCGGACCUGCUGAAGAACAAACAUGAGGCGGUCGACCGUCAACCCCAGCAGCGAUUUCGAGGCACGCCGGCCGAUGCUGGUGACGAUCCAGGACAGCCCGAGCAAAUCCAUCUUGCACUAGCUGGCGGCGACAGAGACAUGUACGCCAUGUCUGUUUCCUGGUUGACAUGGGAGGAAACCAAGUCGCAAGUUUUCUGGUCCCGAGAUAUGGACAUGGACGUUCACGCUGUCGGGGAGGUCGUCGUUGGCAACGCUACGAGAUAUUCGACUCACCACACCAACCUAGACCUGGAGGAAUACACGAGCGGGUGGCUGCAUUCGGCAGUAAUCCAGGGUCUGGAGCCGUCUACCACAAUUUUCUAUUGUGUCGGAGACGAAGACCUUGCGCUGAGCACUGUCCGAGACUUCACGACGCCCGGCGUCUUCGCUCCCGAGCAACCGCUUGUUCUUGGCAUUCUCGGUGAUUUGGGGCAGACCAACGAUUCGAGGAACACCUUGGACGCCCUGGGCAGACACCAACCUGCCAUCGACGUCGUCCUUCACGCUGGAGACCUGGCAUACGCGGAGUGCAUACAGGAGAGGUGGGACUCUUUCAUGCGGAUGCUAGACCCGGUUGCCUCUCACGUCCCAUGGAUGGUGGCCGCGGGAAACCACGAGAUAGAGGCGGGAAGCACAUCGAGCGGGCCGUUCGCUGCCUUCCAGCACCGCUUCCGUAUGCCCUCCGAAGCGCCCGCCGUGCGGGGUUUCGAGUGCGGUGUGGCGGGAGGCCUCGACGGCAACCGGACCGCUUGCGGGCCGGGCCUUAACGACCUCUCCACCAAGGGCGCUUCUGCCAAGGAGAGUGAAGCGGCGGAGUUCGGAGGUGAAUGGAUGACACAGGCAGUCUUGGGUGCAAGGGAGGCCGUUGCUCCCUUCGAAAGGCCCGUGUCGUCCACAGGCUGGCCGGAGAGUGAAGGCGGAGGGGGAGAGGAAGACGAGGGGGAGGUCGAAGGGCUAGUGCCGAAAUGCAGCCCGUCAGAGUGGUCCGGCACCUACGAUUUCGGCAACAGCUUUUACAGUUUCGAUGUGGCGAGCGUGCACGUUGUCGUGCUGAACCCCUACACGGCAACAGGGGAAGGUUCUGUGCAGCACUCUUGGCUAGUCGAGGACCUCGAUGGGUGCGAUCGCUCUCGGACUCCGUGGCUCGUGGCAAUGUUCCAUUGCCCGUGGCACAACUCGAACCUCGCGCACCCGGGUGAGAGGAUGGCAGCAACGGCGAUGCACGCCAUGGAGCCAGUUCUGUUCCAGCACAAGGCCUCCCUAGCCAUUGCUGGCCAUGUGCACGCGUACGAGCGAUCUCUCCCCGUCCUGAGUGGACAGCUCAACGAUGCCGGACUCGUCAAUCUGGUGGUCGGCGGAUCUGGAAACAACGAAGGGAGAGAUCCCGACUACUACCGCCUCCCCGACUGGAGUGCUUUCCGGAACGGGAGUGCUUUCGGGUUCGGAACGCUUUCGGUCAUGAAUUCAACGAUGGCCUUGUGGGAAUGGAAGUCUAACGAGGAUGACCCUAUGGUGCACGAUGCUGCAUGGAUCUCCAACAAAUGCACCGACCCUUUCGAGUGAUGCUGAGUGCUGACGACGAGAUCGUGCCGUGUCUUGCACCCAGUAGGGCUGAGUGCAAUGUUUUUCUUGUUGUGGCCAUCGUGGGGAAAGCUUGACCAUAAGUAAAGGGUGCCAGUUUUCUCAGGUGUUGUUGAAUGCUAUGGCCGUAGCGGUGGUACUACUGCUGUAGGCAGGCGCGAGUGUGGUCUUGAGGGCACUCAUGCAUGCGUUUCUGGCGUGGAAGAAUAAGGAUUGGCGAUUGCGAUUAUUGACUCUCUAGGCUUUCUGGCGUGAAUGCCGUCGGCAGCUGCCUGCAAGAGUGUACUCGUUCAGCGGUGUCAUGUUAUACAUUAGUAGAUAGAUGUGUAUGGCACAUCCUGUAAGUAUUGUAGGGUAGGUUGUGUGUCCUGCACGAGGGAAUAUGAAAGUAUAUGUAUAUGCUCUGGAGCGGUUGACACUUGUUUGUGUAGUUCGUCUCGUCGUGGCUGUCAUUACCUCUGUGUGCGUGUACAGUGUACCCAAUGCGUGCGCAUUUUCCCGCUGGUGGGGAAAACAGUCCGUUACAUCAUUAUAUAUAGCGAUCCGUUUGGAUCCGAGUUGGAGACGGUGCUUGACGCGAAAUGGCGCUUGUUGUCGGAGUGUUCUUGUUUCAAGGGGCUGCUUGGGAUGUGAGUCUGACUCUUCGUCGCUACUAUCUGCACAUGUAGCAUAGGUUUUCGUCAAACAAAGCGUUCGCGCAAAAGAUUGUCCAGCAAUGCAAAGCAAUGUUGAUGGAUGAUUGACACCAGGCCCUCGGACGGGGCUUCCCAGUUCGUGUUUUAGGUGGCCGUUUGCUUCGCCGUGGGUCUUGAAUGCAAACUAGAAUUAAUUACUGAGUGAUGUAUGGUACUACUUCUAUUCUGGACGAGGAAGUAUUGAUUGAUUCGGGUUGGAAGUUGGACGCUGGAGCAACGUACAUUGGAGUAUACCGCAAGGUUGCGAGUCACCGCACCCCCGUGCGGUCGUUUUGUCGUUUUCUAAACAUUUCCGCCAUAU